AUGUCGUUCUGUAUCGCUGUCCAAUCCGCAAUAUUCUACCUUGUUUCGUGUUCGCCAUGUGCUCAAGCCCAGCACCACCAGAGGUCCAAGACGAAGGCGAAAAAGGAGCGAGAAGAAAAGGCCCGCCUACAAGCCGAAUACCCGGGUUCAUACCAACACCCAGACCCUUUCAACACGAACCCGUACUGGGCGGAAGAAAUCAUGAUGGGACCGCAUAUUAAAGCCAAGAAAUACACGGGCGGAGCAGGAGCAGGAGGAGGCAGCAGCAAGAAUACCAGUGAGAGGGGCCUGAACAGCGCUGGGAAGGACACAAUAAGUGUAGCUGGGAGCAGCGUGGGGGUGAGCGGUGCGCCUCCAGAGACCAGCCCAGUUGCCGCUACGGAACACGGGAAAAUGAGCUUCUCGACCACCAUGUCAACGACAGUGUCCGACGACUGGAACCGCAAACUUUACCAGAGAGAGGACGAGGAGCUCUGGGGUCACGAGCUGUCCCAUGCAGGGCACAAGCUGAUGGACGCCAUUAAGCACGCAGGAACAUCAGCCGGCCGUCUCCUCGAAGCCAGUCUGAAGAUGGACGCGAAGCCAAUCACCGAUCAAGACAGGGAAAAGUUCUACUUCGCUCCGAAGAACCCUCCGGUCAACGACUAUCAUCCCCCGAUCGUCCGGCAACGGCCCACGCAUGCCGAUGCCCACAAAUGGAUGCUGCAGCCACCCCCAGCUGCGAAGGUUAUGGAAGGCAAAAUACCAGUCAGCAGAAGCGCUAGUUUCGCAAGUCAUAUGAGUAGGAGGACAACGAUGAGCGAUGGCCCCACACUGGGCCGAUUGGUACAUGAAAAGAACAUGGAAGCGAAGCUCAGGAGUGGCGAGUUGCCCUCCGAGUUAGAGUCAACGGAGAAGGCCUCGGGCAAGACCCCGGAUUACAACUGA
Messenger RNA from Anthostomella pinea, 927 nucleotides. NCBI's taxonomy places the organism in Eukaryota, Fungi, Ascomycota, Sordariomycetes, Xylariales, Xylariaceae. The record is from the annotation of a GenBank genome assembly.